Messenger RNA from Rattus norvegicus (Norway rat), 2343 nucleotides. The record is from RefSeq and is a predicted model, not a curated record. NCBI's taxonomy places the organism in Eukaryota, Metazoa, Chordata, Mammalia, Rodentia, Muridae.
CCUGUGGCAGCAAAGGGCCUUGGCAGGGUGGCACGUUGGCGCCCCACAGGAGGAACCCGUGAUCCCCGAGAGGUCAAAAGGUCCUCAGGCGCAGCUGCUGUACGGGAGGUGCAGGCUUCAGCCUGGCCUAUGUGGGCCUCUCUGAGGAGGCUUCCGCAAUGGCUAGUCAGUUUGGGGAUUGGGGCCUGUAAUGUUUUAACUUCCUCGCCAAGUGACAGACUAGAGGGUUGAGCAUGUGCUGUGCCAUCGUGUGUGUGUGUGUGUGUGUGUGUGUGUGUGUGUGUGUGUGUGUGCGCGUGUGUGCGUGCGUGCGUGCGUGCGUGUGUCCCAGGUCCUUCGGGUGGACUCAGGUCCCGCCCCGCUCUGCUCCCUGCCCCCACCUAUGAGUUAGUGGCUGGGGUUUGAGGACGCCCCGUGACCUGUCCGCCCGUCCCAGCCUGGUUGCAGCAACGGGAGCCCGUGCACUGGCUGCGCACGCAGGCGCAGGCCGGCAGGAACAGGCUUGCCAGCUCACUGCCUAGAGGCUACACAUGGCCUGGAGGCCUCGAGGCCCCAGCCCUCUGAUUGACUGGCGGCCUCGUGGGGGAGGCGGGGCGAGGGGCGGGGCCUGGGCGCUCGCUACUUGUAAAGCGGAGUUCUCUUCCACGCUCCGACCUCUCAGAGAUUCCAAGCUCCCUGAGUUAGGACCUCAGCCAGCAGGGAUGUCCAAGAAAAAGUCCCGGCCAGCAGCGGCAGCUAUGAGUUUAAGGCAUGAGGAGUCUCAUGAAAUUGAGGAACAGUUCAUAUUGCGUCUGCCACCGGAACAAGCUUAUGCUGUCAGGAAAAUUAUACAUUCUAGAAAUGCUGCCACAAAGGAUAAACUAAAAAUUGGCUUUUCUCCUGAUGGACAUCAUGCAGUUGUUCAAGUAGAAAAUGUUUCACUGCCUGCUAAGCUGGUUAAUUUGCCUUGUGUUAUUGGAAGCCUGAAAACUGUUGAUAGAAAAACAUUUUAUCAGACAGCGGAUAUUUCUCAGAUGCUUGUAUGCAGUCCUGAAGGUGAGCCUCAUUCUUCUCCUGAAGAACCAGUUAUCUCUACUGGUCCUACUGUUACUGGACAUAUUGAAGGGAAGGCAGAGAAAAAAAAGUAUAACUGGAAGCACGGCAUUACUCCACCACUUAAGAAUGUCAGAAAGAAAAGGUUCCGGAAAACAACAAAAAAGCUCCCAGAUGUCAAACAAAUGGAUGAAAUCAACUUCAGUGAGUACACUCAGUCUCCAAGUGUGGAAAAGGAAGUGAAGAGACUGCUAUGCUCAGAUGCUGAAGCUGUCAGUGUCCGCUGGGAAGUUGUUGCUGAUGAUGAUACUAAGGAAAUAGAAAGUCAAGGGUGCAUCUCAACUACUUCAGGAACCCCACAGAUGGGUGGUGCUGGUUCAUCAGAAUAUGAUGUGCUUCGGGAGAUGAUGGGCGAGACUGGCAGCAAUAGUAAUGAUGUGGAAGAUAAGAAUAGCAAAAUUGAGGAUGAGGAUGAGGAUGAUCAAGAGGAUGAAGAUGAAGAUGAUGGAAAUGAAGAAAAAGAGGAGGAGACAGACAAUUCUGAAGAAGAGUUAGAAAAGGAGCUGCAAGCCAAAUUUAUUCAAUCUAGCCUCCAUGAAAAAGAACAAGAUUACACUUCAAUAAUCAUGGAAAUUCAGAAACUGAUUCAUAUCAAAGAACAAAAGCUCCAGCAAAUUUAUAAAAAAGCCCAGCGACAGAAGGAUCUCCUUCGGAAUGUGGAAAACUUGACCCUCAAGAGACAUUUCCAGAAUGUUUUGGAGAAGCUUAACAUACUGGAAAAAGAGAAGUGUGAGCAGAUUUAUCACCUACAGGAACAACUGAAAUGUUUCCUGAAGGAGUAAGGAAAGCCUCAGCCUAGCACACAAAGUGGAUUAACUUUCCAGAUGAAGACUCAGGGGGACCACAUACUUCUGUCCCUCUAGUUACUUUGUUGGGUAUUUUUUUCUAGUUAGAGUAAAUUUGAGGAUCAUAGUUAUAUAGAAGGAGACAUAUAUAGAAGGAGUUACAUAAAUGCAUAAUAAGUUUAGAAACCCCACUAAAUAGGGGAUUUUGUUUCUUUUUGUCAAUUUGGGAUUAUAUGUAUGCAUUUCUUUAUCUUUUACUCUAUGGUACCAUGAGAUCAUCCAGCCAUCUUUGUCAAAGAUCCAUAGGUGUUUUACGUAAGUUAGCUUUUCAAACACUGUUUUAAGUAUUUCCUACUGUAUUGAAAAUAAUCAAUUUGUCAGCAGAAGCAGAAGGUCAAAUUGAAGGCCAGGCUGGCCUUUAUUGUAAGACCCUUUCUCAAAAUAAAAUUAAAUUAAAACAUGAAAA